Messenger RNA from Camelus dromedarius (Arabian camel), 5192 nucleotides. RefSeq names its product protein WWC3. Gene Ontology annotation, cellular component: cytoplasm. Gene Ontology annotation, biological process: negative regulation of organ growth; regulation of hippo signaling; cell migration. Bases 1 to 3642 code for a protein of 1213 amino acids. NCBI's taxonomy places the organism in Eukaryota, Metazoa, Chordata, Mammalia, Artiodactyla, Camelidae. The record is from RefSeq and is a predicted model, not a curated record. Gene Ontology annotation, molecular function: kinase binding; molecular adaptor activity. The transcript has 23 exons.
AUGCCGUGGCUGAGCGGCGGCCGGCGGCGGCGGCGGGGACAGCCGCGCGAGGCCCCGCGGGAGCCGCCGCCGCCCGCGCAGCCCCAGCGGGAGCCGCCGCCGGCCGCGGCUCCCACCGCGGUCCCCGCGCCCCCCGCGCCCUCCGCGCCACCGCCGCCGCGGGCCCGAGAGAGCGCCGAGCUGCCGCUGCCCGCUGGCUGGGAGGAGGCGCGCGACUACGACGGCCGUGUCUUUUACAUAGACCACAACACGCGCCAGACAUCGUGGAUCGACCCGCGCGACCGGAUAACAAAGCCAUUGACCUUUGCCGAUUGUGUUGGGGAUGAACUUCCUUUAGGAUGGGAAACUGUAUAUGAUAAACAAAUUGGAAUUUAUUACAUGGACCACAUAAAUAAGCUUACCCAGAUUGAGGACCCCAGAGAACAAUGGAGACGAGAGCAGGAACGGAUGCUGAAGGAGUACUUAAUUGUAGCCCAGGAGGCUCUCAAUGCCAAGAAAGAAAUCUACCAGAUUAAGCAGCAGCGGUUCGAGCUGGCUCAGGAGGAAUAUCAGCAGCUGCACAAAAUGUGUGAGGACGACAGCCGCUCAUACGCCAGCUGCUUCUCUGGAUAUUCAGCAAAUACAAAGUACGACCCAUACCAAAUUAAAGCAGAAAUAGCAAGUCGUCGGGAUAGGCUUUCCAGAUUAAAACGAGAGCUGACCCAGAUGAAGCAAGAACUGCAGUACAAGGAAAAGGGGGUGGAGACCCUGCAAGAGAUUGAUCGUAAGAUGUCAAGUGCUCACACCAACUACAAACUGGAUGAGGCACAGGCUAUAAUGAGCGAGCUCAGGACCAUCAAGAAGGCCAUUUGUACAGGCGAGAAGGAGAGACGGGACCUGAUGCAAAGCCUGGCCAAGCUUACCGAUGGCUUCAAGAACAGCUUUUCUCUUACGGAGCCCCUGCAAGAGUUCCCUCACAAUCCAGGUGAUUCCUUACCUCAGCAGUUCUGCGACGCUGGGUCUCAGACCGACAUCAUCGGAGAGUUCGUCUUUGAUGAUAAAACAAGACUUGUGGACCGAGUCAGGCUUAAUUGGCAGUAUGAGGAAGCCAAAAAGAGGGUGUCACAUAUCCAGCAGCAGCUGGCCCAGCUGGAUACCGAGUCCUGGCCGGGCAUGGCCGAGGCGGACAGGGACCGGCUGCAGCUCAUCAAGGAGAAGGAAGCCCUGCUUCAGGAGCUGCAGCUCAUCAUCCAGCAGAGAAGGCCCGGGGAGGACGUGGCGCGGCUGGAGGAGGAGUGGCGGCGCCUGGAGGAGGAGAUCCAGCGAGCCCGGGCCACGUCGGUGCAGGGCGCCACAGAAAGGAUUCUACUUCAGGAAAAAAGAAACUGUCUACUUACGCAGCUGGAAGAAGCUACCCGUUUAACGUCCUAUCUCCAGUCCCAGUUAAAAAGCCUGUCCGCCAGCACCCUGACGGUGUCCUCGGGGAGCAGCCGCGGCUCGCUGGCCUCCAGCCGCGGCUCGCUGGCCUCCAGCCGGGGCUCCCUGAGCUCCGUCAGCUUCACCGACAUCUACGGCCUCCCGCAGUACGAGAAGCCCGACGCCGCCGAGGGCGGCCAGCCUCUGCGCUUCGACCUGGUCCCCUUCGACUCCCUGGGCCGGGACGCCCCCUUCACCGAGCCCCCGGGCCCCUCCGGCUUCCACAAACAGAGGCGCUCCCUGGACACGCCCCAGUCCCUGGCGUCCCUGUCCUCCCGCUCCUCCCUGUCCUCGCUGUCCCCGCCCAGCUCGCCCUUGGACACGCCCUUCCUCCCCGCCUCGCGCGACUCGCCCUCGGCCCCGCUGGGGGACGGCGGCUUCGAGGUGCCGGGACUGGGCGCCCUGGACCGGCUGCGGGCUCAGGCGUCCGCUCCGGGGGACGAAGACCUGCCGGCCACGGCGGCCCUGCAGCCGCACGGGUUCCCCGGGGACGGGGAAGGACCUCGCGAGCGAGGACCCCCAGCGGCUGCGGCUCCCACGGGUGCAAUAGUGACUCUUCGAGAAGACAGCGCCAAGAGGCUGGAGCGGAGGGCGCGCCGCGUGUCUGCGUGUCUGUCGGAUUACUCGCUGGCCUGCGACAGCGGGGUGUUUGAACCCCCCACCAAAAAGAGUGAAGAUGCUGACGAGCUUGCGCAUGGGGACGCUGGCGGGAAGGAGGGGCCCCGCAUCCACGUGGGACUUUUGCUCGACAGUGCCAGCGAGUGCCUCCUGGUCAAAGUGCUGCAGCUGCAGAACUUCGCGGGGCGGGUGCUGAGGGAGGACUGCAGAGUACACAUCCGCGUCUAUCUGCCACCGCUCGACUCCAGCACGCCGAACACUUACUGCUCUAAGGCUCUGGAAUUCCAAGGCCCCCUGGUAUUUAAUGAAGUUUUCAGAAUCCCUGUGCAUUCGAGCAUGUUGACGUUGAAGUCCGUUCAGUUGUACGUGUGCUCAGUGAAUCAGCAGCUGCAGGAAGAACUGCUGGGCAUCGCUCAGAUUAACCUGGCCGACUAUGACGGUUCGGGCGAGAUGCAGCUGCGCUGGUACUCCGUCCAGGUGUUCACUGGCCCCGAGCCGCCCCGGCGGGAGGACGAGCGGCCAGGAGAUGGCGCCUCCCGGGACCCCGCGCCCACCGCCUCGGGGAAGACGGAUGCGGUGACAGUGUUGCUGGCUAGAACCACAGCCCAGCUGCAGGCAGUGGAGAGGGAGCUGGCCGAGGAGCGAGUCAAGCUGGAGUACACAGAGGAGGAGAUCCUGGAGAUGGAGCGGAAGGAGGAGCAGACCGAGGCUGUGUCUGAGCGGAGUUGGCAAGCCGACUCGGUGGAUAGUGGCUGCAGCAGCUGUGCCCAGACCAGCCCCCCACACCCAGAGCCCUGCUGCGUUGGCGUCGACUCCAUCCACAGACAGACGUUUGCGGGCCAGGCGGAUCCUUACAGCCCCGAGAAACUUCGGCCCCCGACUCUUAAGGUUGAUAAGGAAACCAACACAGAAGAUCUCUUCCCAGAAGAAGUAGCAAGUCUUCCGAAGGAGAGGCCUGGCCGCCGGGCCCGCGGCUCGCCCUUCGUCCGCAGCAGCACGAUCGUCCGUUCCCAGACCUUCUCGCCUGGAGCACGAAGCCAGUACGUUUGCAGACUUUAUCGUAGUGACAGCGACAGUUCAACGCUGCCCCGGAAGUGCCCCUUUGUCCGGAACACUUUGGAAAGACGAACCCUUCGCUAUAAGCAGCCCUGCAGGUCCUCCCUGGCGGCGCUGGGGGCCCGAACAUCCCUGGACCUGGAGCUGGACCUCCAGGCAUCGCGGACGCGGCAGCGGCAGCUGAAUGAGGAGCUGGGCGCCCUGCGCGAGCUGCGCCAGCGCCUGGAGGACGCCCAGCUGCGCGGCCACACCGACCUCCCGGCUUGGGUGCUGCGGGAUGAGCGCUUCCGGAGCCUGCUGCGGGAGGCCGAGAGGCAGACAAGACAGACCAAAGUUGACUUCCAUCAAGAGCAGGCAGCCGAGAAGAUGCUGAAGAAGGCCUCCAAAGGGGUGUGCCAGCUGCGCGGGCAGAACCUCAAGGAGCCCAUCCAAGUGCAGACGUUCAGGGAGAAGAUAGCCUUUUUUACAAGACCAAGGAUUAACGUACCUCCUCUGCCCGCCGACGAUGUUUGAUGCAGCGCUUUGUACACAUGAAGUAUUUAUCUGCCCAUUUUAUUUUCAUGAAGUUCUUAGACUAGCUAAAUUUGUCUUUAAAAUAUUUGUGCAAAGCUAUUAAUAUACACAUUUUGUAAAAAAAUAAAAACAAAACAUAUAUCUAUACAUAUAUAUUUUAUAAUAGUGACGGCAACAGGGCUUGGUUUUUCCUUGUUGUGAAAUUGACAUCUCUAAAGACAGGUUAUUUUAUAAAAGAUCAACUAUCAUGUUAAGAGUGUACAGUUUUUACGCUGUUUUAUUUGACUUAAAGGCUGGAAGACAGAAACGAAGUGAGUUCAGGCAAAUUCACUGUAUUGUAAUUUAUUUAUAGUACUUUUUUUUUCCUUGAAGGAAAAUACCGACUUUAAGAUGUAUUUUAAGACUGAAAUUUUGUUCUUCAGUAUUUGUCAUGCAGUAGAAUGGAACUUUGGGGCCGGUUUUGUUUCUCACACCUGAAAUGCAAACGCUCUGUGCUAAACUCGUCACUCAUGUCUGUUUCCCGUGUGUGCAUUUAUCACGUUCAUUGUAAGUUUCACACCUUCUGUGUUCUGUUAAGAUGCCACGCGCAGGGGUUCGGUCCCCAGUCAGUGCCGUGUGCGCCUGGCAGACCUCGCUCUCCCACGAUGGCCCCUCGUUUCCGUCUUGCCUUCCGUGCGCCUUUCCGUGCGCACCGCGAGUCUGAAGCCGGUUCCCGAGCCCCCGUGGCCUGUCCACGGUGACCGGCCACAUAGCCGUCCUCACCCGGCCUCGGGCAGCCCCGCCUUUUGAGUCCGCUUCAUCUGAUCCUGACCAACCAGGAAGGUGGUGGUGGAGCCCCGCUCUGCCGCUCUGUCCUGAUGGAACCUGAGAGGAGACGUAGGAACACGCGAUCUCAGUGGGGCAGUGGCCCCGCUGAUGGAGACAGUCACCACGUAGACCUGACCGCCUCUGAAGGCGCUCUUUUGAAGAAGCAGGCGUCUGUGGGUAACGCAAGUUACCCAGCGAGUCACUCCCAGGAGAGUGUGUGCUUUAAAUCAGAGCCCCCGCACCCCCCACUGGGGUCUACCCAGUAUUUCUUCGGAAAUCUUAGAACUAGUUCACGAGGGAAAAAUUCUUAUGUAAUAAAACUGUACCAUUCUUUUAAAGUACUAAAUGGUAUAGUUUGUCUAAUCCAUAUUUAUUACCUAUGAAAAGCACUCCCCUGCACAAGGCCUGGGUUGAGGGGUGAGGUGAGCCACGCCAAAUGCCAGAGAAGCCGGAGCCCUCCUCCUGGCCUCCCCGCCCCCACACCGGCAGUGCACCGCCCCCCCAAUCAGCAGCCUCUCUUCUCGUUAAUCUGUAACUGCCCCUUGUAUCACCUGCCUUCCUUUCCACGUUUAUUAAAAUCAAUUUUGUAAAAGCAUUUCAAUGACACGCGACCAAUCACGGACAGCGAAGUCAUCAGUGGUGGUGAGACUGAAAACUUUGCUUUUCCACAGUUGUCACCUCUCGCUAUGUACUUCUGCCUCUAGUCUCGCUUUUUUUUUUUUUUUUUUUUUUUUUUGCUGAUU